This is a messenger RNA of Cucurbita pepo subsp. pepo (vegetable marrow), 990 nucleotides long. Its product is annotated as zinc finger protein ZAT9. The record is from RefSeq and is a predicted model, not a curated record. NCBI's taxonomy places the organism in Eukaryota, Viridiplantae, Streptophyta, Magnoliopsida, Cucurbitales, Cucurbitaceae. Gene Ontology annotation, biological process: regulation of DNA-templated transcription.
UCAUCUACUCCUUUUAAGUUCCCAAUCCCUUCUGUACUUUCCAUUCCACCAAAAACCAAGAAAAAAAAGCUUUGAUUUCAUUUCGGUAAUGGAGUCCCACAUUUGCAAGCUCUGUUUCAAAUCCUUAGCCAAUGGCAAAGCCUACGCCGCCCACAUGAAGGCCCAUCUCACUGCCACCAUGGCGCCACCACUCCCUCCGCCCACUCCUCCAGAGACCCACGGCGGCGUUCCCUCUUCCUUCUCCUCCUACUCCGCUGACGACGACGAAUUUCGAGAAGAUCCCAAGAGAAUUUUCAACAUUCUCCUUCAAGAAACAGAGAGCGAAACGGAAUCCACAAACCCAUCUCGGAAAAGAUCCAAAAAGUACCGGAAACCGCCGUUGGAACCAAGCAGCUCUGUUUCUGAUACUUCGCCGGAGGAAGACCUCGCCAUGUCUCUGAUGAUGCUCUCACGCGAUCGAUGGAUGAAACCAGAAACGAAAUCAUUGAAGGGAAUUAAAAGGAAGAAAAAGUGUGGAAAGUGCACGAAAUUGUUCCGAUCUUACAGAGCUCUGUUUAGCCAUGAAAAAAUCUGCCAAUUAGAAACAGAGCUCGACGAAGAACAGGAAGAACACGAAGAGUUAAAAAAUGGGGGAACUAGAAGAGUCUUCAAAUGCCCAUUUUGUUUUAAGCUAUUUGGAUCAGGACAAGCCCUUGGCGGCCAUAAGAGAUCCCAUGUUUUGAGCUCUGAAAACGCUGCUGUUAGUGUAAAUGCCUCUGUUUCUUUGAAGCUUGAAAUUAGUCUGAUAGAUCUGAACUUACCGGCGCCGAUUGAAGAAGAUGAUUACAGUGUAGUUUCGGAUGCUUGAGGAAUUUGUUAAUGAUUGUUAUUAAUUAGUUGAAUGGCCUGAUUUUGAUGGGUUUUGAUCGUUCAAACAAGAAAACAAUUCAGUUUCUUUUGUGGGUUUCUUGUUUUUUCUAGUAAAUGGAAGAAGACGAAGGUUUAGUGAAA